Acomys russatus (golden spiny mouse) is the source of this 686-nucleotide messenger RNA. RefSeq names its product mitochondrial ribosomal protein S28 (gene Mrps28). The record is from RefSeq and is a predicted model, not a curated record. The transcript has 3 exons. Gene Ontology annotation, cellular component: mitochondrial small ribosomal subunit. The coding region runs from base 46 to 606 and encodes 186 amino acids. NCBI's taxonomy places the organism in Eukaryota, Metazoa, Chordata, Mammalia, Rodentia, Muridae.
CGCCCACGUUCAGGGAGGCCAGAGGUGAGAGGUCGCGCGGGCAUCAUGGCGGCGCUGUGUGGGUCCUACGCCGGGACUGCUGGGAGCCGUUUGCUGAGAGUGCUUCUCUCUUCCAAGCCCUUUCGAAAUGCAAGCUCGGAGAGCGGCCCUGGGGGUGCGACCCACGACCCCUCCGCUCCUCGGGCGCGCUCGGGCGGCUUCGCGAGCGCCCUGGAGCGGCACUCGGAGCUGCAGCGGAAGGCGGAGCUCGGACCGGAGUCUCCAAAAGCUGUGGAAUCCUUUGCCUCCAUGCUGAGACACUCUCCGCUGACACAGAUGGGACCUGCCAAGGACAAACUGGUCAUUGGACGGAUCUUUCAUAUCGUGGAGGAUGAUCUCUACAUAGAUUUUGGUGGCAAAUUUCACUGUGUAUGUAAAAGACCAAAUGUGGAUGGCGAGAAGUACCAGAGGGGCACGAGGGUCCGGCUGCGGCUCCUGGAUCUUGAGCUGACAUCUCGGUUCCUGGGUGCGACCACAGAUACAACUAUACUGGAGGCUGAUGCAGUUCUCUUAGGACUCCAAGAGAGCAGAGACUCAAAAUCAAGAGACGAACCAUUCAACACGUAAAUGAACUCUGCCUGCUGCAUUCGUACCUGUUUUGAGCCCAGAAAGCUGUCAAGAAUGCAGUCAGAAAACGGUGACUAAGU